Molecule: messenger RNA, 2328 nt
Organism: Colletotrichum higginsianum IMI 349063
Lineage: Eukaryota; Fungi; Ascomycota; Sordariomycetes; Glomerellales; Glomerellaceae
Product: Serine threonine kinase
Exons: 2
Coding region: 1-2328 (775 amino acids)
Biological process (GO): protein phosphorylation
Cellular component (GO): cytoplasm
Molecular function (GO): ATP binding; protein serine/threonine kinase activity
Source: RefSeq, a predicted model, not a curated record
AUGGCCGACGACGGCCCUGACCCCGGUUGGACCACGGUUCAUCUGAAGUCCCAAACGCACCCCGACCGCCUCCCACCAGCCCACCGCGAGCUCUACGAAAAGUCCAAGAUCCGAGAAUGGGAAAUGUCAUCGGGCCAUUGGUCUGGCGUUGGGAAACACCCAGACGACUUCGUCGAGGCCAAGAAGAUACACUCCAAGAUCAUCGCACCCAAAGACAACGACCUGGGUAUGGGCACCUUUGGCCGCGUCGAGAGGGUCACGCAUCGCACCGUCCGUCUGGCGCGGAAGUGGAUCAAGCCUCAGCGCAACCAGACCUUCCACACCCUGCGAAGGGAGGCCCUUGCCAUGGAGCGACUGGAUCACGACCACAUCGUCAAGCUGAUCGGGACUUAUACCUUCAAACAGCGAGAGCUCUACCUUCUCAUAUGGCCUGUCGCUGUCUGUAAUCUCGACGAGCUGCUCACCGAUCUCGCCGACCUGAGAAGCGGCCAGGGUGAUCGGGGCGACAUCUUGAAGAGGCUCGAAGACCUUGACAUAUCCGAUCCGACCCUCGUCGAGUGUGGCCGCCGACACGGCCCCGCAGAAGCCAACAACAGUUCGAGGUGUCCUCUCGACUUCCUCCAGCGCAUCAUGGGCUGCGUUGCGCAGGCCGUCGCCCACUGCCACGCCUCCAAGGUUCGCCACCUUGACCUCAAGCCGAGCAACAUCCUCCUGAACCCCAACAAGGUCUAUCUCGCCGACUUUGGCAUCGCUCGGGAUUUCCACAACCAGGAUAACACCGCUACCAUGGGCCUGCACGGAACCCCCAAAUGGCGACCCCCCGAGGCCUACAUCCCGGAGGAAUAUUCGACUCAGUGCGCCGACAUUUACUGCCUGGGUCUCAUAUACCUGAACAUCGCAACGCUCGUGUAUCAUGGCGACCUGGAAAAAUUCCACUCCGUGGUCGGGGAUUUGGCCCCCCGUUCGCGCGCCGAAAAGCUGGAAGCGCACCAGCAAAACCUGGCGCUCCAUGCUCUGGCCACGCAGGAUUUCCACGAUGCCAAACACCCGACUGUCGCCCCUCGCCAUAUACUCGGCCUUACUGCGAGGAUGGUCUCGUCGGACCCCAAGUCCAGACCCAGGGCGGAUGAAGUGGAUCAAGAACUCGUCGAUCUCGGCGGCAUCGAACAGGUUUACCACAACAGCUGCUGUCGAAAGAGCACCCGACAUGUUGUGAAAAGGGUGGAUGAGAGAUUGUCCGCCAUGGCCUCCGAGAACGCCAGGUUGAAACCGGAGAACGAACGCCUCCAGAGGGAGAUCAAGGCCCUGAGAGCAAUGGACGAGACGUACCGUCUGCGCAUCGAAAACCAGGAGAAGAAGCAUGCCAGGGACACCGACCUCCUUACCAGGCAGCGCGACGAGGAGAGGCAGAAACGGAGAAAACUCGAAGAACGGGUCAGCGAGCUGAUGGAGCAUGCGAGAAAACGCGUUCGUACCGGCUUACCCAGGGCAGACGCCGUCGUCGAUGCUCGCUCCAUCCCCGUCGCCCCCAUCGCACCCUCGGUUCACGGACUGGGAAUCACCAGCAGGCCACGCACCCACCCAUCGUCUCAACCCGCCAUACGGCCACCUCCAUCGACGACGAACGCUCCAUGCUCGGCAGUCCCUCGCCCGAAGCCACCGACGCGGGGUUCGAGCGGCCCCCACAAGGCCUGGGUCACCCCGAAUCUCGCCGUCAUGUCAGGCGCCUCUCGGUCUGAUCCUGCGCGGCGGUCGUCCGACACCCCGUCUCCGAAUCUGCAGUCGAGCGGCACGCUACCCACGCGCGGCUCCAACUCACGCCUGCCCGUCCUCGCCAAGAUCCCGGCCACCCCGCGGUCGAGCACGCCCCACCUCGCCCGGGAUCCCGGCUCGGCGGACAGCACGCAAGCCAGCAUGUCUUCCUCCCUCUUUUCGCGCCUCAGCUUCGAGACGGCCACGGAAGAAGCGCUCACCCCUCCGGCAGCGAGCCCGACCCUGAAGCAAGCCGGCUUCGAUAUCGUGGUGCGCGAAAUGCCCGACGCAAGCCCGUCCGACGAGCCGUCGACUCCCGCCCGCUCCGUCCCGCCGUCCGUGUCGUCCGCGCUGUCUUCCCCUCGCACGACCAAGGCAGAGCUCGCGUCGGUCGCCGGAAGCGAGGUUUCGCGCGACGGCGGAGUCCAGGCCAAGCAACCCCCGUCUCUACAACCGGGCAAGAGCUGGGCCGCCGUUGCGGGCGAGUCGCACGGGCUCGCAAGGAUGGUCGGUCCGCCGCUGCAGAUCAGCCAUGCGCCCGUCAGCCCAGGAAGGAGCAGAAAGCGCGUCAGGUGA